Messenger RNA from Penicillium alfredii, 1317 nucleotides. RefSeq names its product putative GTP cyclohydrolase II. NCBI's taxonomy places the organism in Eukaryota, Fungi, Ascomycota, Eurotiomycetes, Eurotiales, Aspergillaceae. Gene Ontology annotation, molecular function: GTP cyclohydrolase II activity. The record is from RefSeq and is a predicted model, not a curated record. Bases 1 to 1317 code for a protein of 438 amino acids. Gene Ontology annotation, biological process: riboflavin biosynthetic process. The transcript is spliced from 3 exons.
AUGCCCGCCAUGCCAUCAGCUCAGCCGCCCGCAUCUUCCCCGCCUCGAUAUAGCAAGCACAUCGUCUUGACGACGUAUCCCGGCCAGAGCGGCAUUGACCCCGUCCCGCUCGAAUGGGGUGCUCCCGACGCCAAAGCCCGGGGCCCCGUGGUUGUCUCACGCAGCGGCAAUCUUCUGAAACGCCGCAAUGCGAUCGGCGCCCACGGUGGCAGCUACAGCAUCUAUAAUGCCCUGGCGGUGGCAGCGGGUGAUCUGGAUGCAGACUUCCGUCCAGACUUCCAAAACAGCGAGCCCACCUUCAAUUUCCCCUCGCAGCCGGCCUGGGCUGACAAGGAGAAGAUUGUGUCGAUGGACCCCUAUGGACAUGAUGUCGUCAAACGAUUCCGUGAAGAGCUCGAUGCCGGCUGGGACAUCCGGCCCACUAUGGCCGUGACCCGGGCGAACAUGAAGCUGGCGGAGAUUGGCGAGGCUAUCCGGGAUGGUCAGCUCGAGGUGGAUGGCUCAAUUGUUGUCGACUCAUCAGGUGAAGUCCGGGUAUCCAAGGUUGCAGUCGAACCUGUCUGGUAUCUGCCCGGUGUGGCGGACCGCUUUGGGGUUGACGAAGGCACUCUCCGUCGGACUUUGUUCGAGCACACUGGUGGAAGUUACCCCGAGCUCAUCACUCGCCCAGACCUCAAGAUUUUCUUGCCCCCAAUUGGUGGUCUGACAGUGUACAUCUUUGGGCCCCCCGAACGUGUGUCCGACGAGAAUGUCAAGCUGGCCCUGCGCAUCCACGAUGAGUGCAACGGCAGCGAUGUCUUCCAGUCCGACAUCUGCACCUGCCGUCCCUACCUGGCCUUUGGCAUCCGCGAGGCCAUCCGAGAGGCACAGAGUGGUGGCAGUGGCGUGGUCAUCUACUUCCGCAAGGAAGGCCGCGCGUUGGGAGAGGUCAUCAAAUACUUAGUCUACAACGCUCGCAAACGUGGCGGCGACACUGCCGAUAAAUACUUUACCCGGACCGAGAACAUUGCUGGAGUGCGCGAUAUGCGAUUCCAAGCUCUCAUGCCAGACAUUCUCCACUGGCUCGGUAUCAAGAAGAUCGACCGCAUGCUGUCCAUGUCUAACAUGAAGCACGAUGCCAUUGUCCAAUCCGGGAUCAAGAUUCUCGAGCGCAUCCCCAUUCCCGAAGAUAUGAUCCCCAGUGACUCGCGGGUCGAAAUCGAUGCCAAGAUCAAUGCAGGUUACUUCACCACGGGCAAGCAGUACACGGAAGAGGAGCUGAAGCAGGUCCGUGGGCGUGGCUGGGAGAAGUGGGAAGACAUAUCAGUAAGUGGAUGA